This is a messenger RNA of Lactuca sativa (garden lettuce), 1343 nucleotides long. RefSeq names its product DWD (DDB1-binding WD40 protein) hypersensitive to ABA 1 (gene DWA1). Gene Ontology annotation, molecular function: protein binding. Gene Ontology annotation, biological process: mRNA export from nucleus. Gene Ontology annotation, cellular component: transcription export complex; THO complex. The record is from RefSeq and is a predicted model, not a curated record. NCBI's taxonomy places the organism in Eukaryota, Viridiplantae, Streptophyta, Magnoliopsida, Asterales, Asteraceae.
CAAAAUCUAUUAAUUACAGACGACGGGUCUGCCUUCCCGGCGGUGCCAUAAACAACCACCAAAUAUUUGCGAGGCAGAUUGAAGAAAAAUGAAAACGACGGUAGCGGAGGGAGACUGUAGACAGUGGAAUGAAGACGCUUACAGAGACAGCAUAUUGGAGGAGAGGGAGUCGCAUUCACUCACUAUCUUCCGAACUGUCUUCUCCCCAUCUCCUACCAACCAAAACCCUAAAUUCAUCGUCGCUGCCUCCAGCGACGGCUCCAUCGCUACAUACUCGUUAUCCUCUCUAAUCUCCUCCACUCCAUUGGGAUUUGGAAAUUCUAGGGCUCAAAAUUUAUUUGUAGCUGAACCAAAUUGUUUACUUCACGGACAUGAUGGGCCUGCUUAUGAUGUUAAGUUCUAUGGUGAUGGUGAAGAUUCAUUGUUAUUAAGUUGUGGUGAUGAUGGUCGAAUUCGAGGAUGGAAAUGGAUGGAUGUUUUGGAAGCAGAUCAGGAUAGUUUGCCACAAAGUGGGGAUUUGAAGCCGCUACUUGACUUGACAAAUCCUCAACAUAAAGGUCCAUGGGGUGCUCUUUCCCCUAUACCUGAAACUAACGCCAUUGCUGUUGAUACUCAGGGAGGCUCCAUAUAUGCAGCAGUUGGUGAUUCCUGUGCCUAUUGUUGGGAUGUGGAGGAAUCUAAAAUCAAAAUGACAUUCAAAGGGCAUGCUGGUUAUUUACAUUCGAUUAUUGCCCGAAAUUCUUGUCAUCAGAUUAUAACUGGCUCAGAAGAUGGAACGGCCAGAAUUUGGGAUUGCAGAAGUGGAAAGUGUAGUAAUGUGAUUGAGCCAGGGAAAGAUAAGAAAUCCAAAGAGUUUUUUUCAUAUGUCAGUUGUAUUUCUCUUGAUGCUACUGAAAAGUGGUUGGCUUGUGGGAGUGGGCGUAAUUUAUCAGUGUGGAAUCUUUCGGCUUCUGAAAGAAUUUCAGGGGUUUCGACUCGUGCUUGCAUCCAAGAUAUAUGCUUUGAUGAUAAUCAAAUAUUAGCAGUGGGAGCUGAACCAGUGGUGAGUCGAUAUGACAUGAAUGGUGUGGUGCUUUCUCAGAUACAAUGUGUUCCUCGGUCAACAUUUUCGGUCAACUUGCAUCCAUCUGGUGUUACUUGUGUUGCUGGUUAUGGUGGGGUGGUGGAUGUCAUCUCUCAAUUUGGAAGCCAUUUGUGUUCGUUUCGCUGUCAAGCAUAUAAAUGAAAGUUAAAUUGUUGGGUGGAUUUUUAUUUAACAAUGUAUUUAUAUAUAUUUCGUGAUUGCAAGACUUGAUGAGCGCAGAACCAAACCACCAUGUUUGAUUAUGAUUUGUCUUUCAGUA